Molecule: messenger RNA, 4662 nt
Organism: Tilletiaria anomala UBC 951
Lineage: Eukaryota; Fungi; Basidiomycota; Exobasidiomycetes; Georgefischeriales; Tilletiariaceae
Product: cysteine proteinase
Exons: 3
Coding region: 42-4529 (1495 amino acids)
Biological process (GO): protein deubiquitination
Cellular component (GO): nucleus; cytosol
Molecular function (GO): cysteine-type endopeptidase activity; cysteine-type deubiquitinase activity
Source: RefSeq, a predicted model, not a curated record
UGCCGACAAAAAGCACAGCCGAGCCAAGCCAACGUGCGAGAAUGGUCGGGGGCGAGCCGGGGACGAUCACGCUGCGAGCCAAAACGUUUGCCCGGCUGGAUAAACUCAAGCAGCAGCAACAGCAAGGCGGGGCAGCAACGAACGAUGGCAGCGUGGAGGGUACGUUUUCCGGCUCUUCUUCCGCAUCAGGGUCCACCGCAUUCUCCUCCUUCAGUCCAGCGGGGUUGCAGCCUGCAUCAUGGCCGACAUCCUCGUCCACCUCAGAUCCCUGGGCGUCGUCCGCAAACACCUCUCAUGACCCCCGUCUUCAAUUGAGCAAUAACAAGCUCUUAUCAGUGCCGGCGCUGUCCGAUGCCACCAAAGAAACGACAUCUGCGCCUGCAACUGUAACUGUACAUGGAUCUACGACGACCAAGCCCAAGGCCAUUCAUCAGGCUCGCAGGCCAAUGAUGAUCUUGCCCGAGGUCUGCACGUCCAGCACAACCGCCACGCUGGUAGCAGACAGCAUCAGAGACGGUCACAGUGCCUCCAAGAUUGCGUCGGAAGAGAUAAAAGGCAGCUUGGUGUUAUCAUCCCUCCACCCCGGGCAGACAGAUGCCAGCAACGGCACCACCGCCAGCACCACAGCGACUUCAUUGUCCGCACUCGCAGCGGUGGUUCUGGAUGUGCAGACCUUAGGAAAUGCUGUUUCUGCUUCAAGCCCUUGUUCUGAACUAGGUCAGCCGAUGACUGCUUCUGCCAUGCCGGAGAUUUCCGUGUCAGUGUCUCCGCCAUCCAAGCCGCUAGAUGGUACUGCAUCUCCAGCUGACGAUCGAAGCAAUCUACAAAACGGCCUCAUCUCCGCCGAGGUACAGCAGCUCCCUCCUCCAAUGCUGCCAAUCAUUGAACAUGGUGGGCCCAUCUCCCCUCUCGUCACAUCUUCCCUGCCUCCCCGUUCAUCCGAACCAUACAACGAGUACGAAGCCUCGUCCUCCCAUCCUGGUCUGGUCAAUCUCGGGAACACGUGCUUCCUCAACUCAAUCCUACAAGCGACCAGUGCGACGCGAGCUCUCCGAGACCUCGUCACGGGAGAAUUUCUCGGCCCCGCCGUUGGCGAACUUCUAGCUGCGGACGCGUCCGAUGGGAGCGAUGGCUGGCCAGAGUCAUCUGCAUAUGCAUCCACAUCGACACCGGAAGAGAAGCACAAGAUCCAAGUGCUCAGGCGCAUGCAGAUGCAUUGGGACGCAUUGCGGGAGCAGAGCCCCGCGCUGAUGGUCUGUGACGACGAGUAUGGAAGGGGCAAGUCACCAUCCUGGCCCAUUGCAACAAACGGAAAGACCGAUGAACAAAGUCACGAGCAGAAAUCCGUUGAGCUGACGGCCGCGGACAUGCCCAUGACAAUGGCACUUUUGCACCUUCUCGUCAAGACAUGGAACUUCAAGACGCCUGCGGCCACCACUCUUGACAGCAACACCAAUCCGUCCUCAUCCACCUCUUUCCUUAGGAAAGUCACGCCCUCGAGCAAUUCAUCCAACGGCUCUGGCGCUGCGCCGCCCACAACACUGAACCCGAAAGAGCUCCUAAAAUCGCUAGGCAAGGCCUAUGAGCAAUACAACGACUACGAGCAGCAGGACUGCCACGAGGUGCUUCGAUUAUUGCUGGACAGCUGCCGGAUGGAAGAGAUCGACGUCAUCAAAAAACUUCGUCCUACGCCGCUGACAGAUGAAGGCAAUAAGGAAGGGACGCCAUCGAGCGAUGGAAGCAUCAAGAGUAUACGAGGAGAUGAAGCGCACGUAGCGCUGGAACGCCCGCUGCGCCCUCUGGUAGACGUGGUCUUCGCGGGAAAGCUAGCCAGUAUGAUUAUUUGCCAAGGUUGUGGCUAUGUCUCGCACACCUACGAAGACUUUUAUGACCUGUCCCUGUCGAUUCGUCCUGACUUGGAACCCCGUCAAAGGAAACGCGAUCGAUUCUUUCGGCUAGCAGAGCGCUGGGCUCGCCGAUCGUCAACGCCCACGAAUGCGGCAGCAGCAGCGGCUGGGACAUCUUUCACGGCGAGUACAGCUGCUGCCAUUCGUGCAGGCGCAGGCUCUGCCGCUCUGCCCUCCGGGCCCGUCUCGCCCCACCAGGCAUCACCGAGUGCGAGCCUUAACCUGCCGCCCCGGCCCGUCAGCGCGUACGACGCCCGAACGCGCAAGUCAGUCGGUCUGCCCAAGCGCGACGCUCAAAAGCAUGAUGCAGUCGCUUCUGCUGCUGCAGCGGUCCACAACGGCUCUGCGGAAUCAGAUGGGCACCAGGCAGAUGCGGAUUGGCGCUCUUCCAGCCCUGCCGAGCCGCCUGCGAAACCGAAAGGCUGGGCAGCGUGGGGGCUCGGAAAUGGCGGCGGCGCGCUAGAUGGGCAGCGCCGACGAAGGAUGAGCGCCGAAGCGUCUACCUUGUCCAGCUUGAAGGCGCUGCCAGCAGCAGGCGGAGGAGGUGGAGAAUGUGAAGGCGCGCCUGUCGUGCGAGAUCGGUUUUUUGGCUUGCGCAAGCCAAGUCAGCGCAAGAAAAAGAAAGAGCACAAGGCGGCCAGCGGGAUGGACAGCGGUACUGAGACCGAAAUGGCGACCCUCUCACUGGCACCAGUUCCUGUACGCGCCGGCGGACUCGACUUCUCUAACUACAGCAUAGAGCCAAAGUGCGAAGAGGAUCACAGCGAGUCGGAAACCGAAAAUUCCAAGCCCUUCAUGCCGAUGGUCAAACGGGUUCCUAGCGGCCUGAGCAACCGCCUCUUCCGUUCUCGUAGCGGCGCAAAGUCGCCUGUGUCGGAAGACGGAGGGAACAUCAUCAGCGUGUUGGAAAGUGCUGCUAAUCGUACUAAUGCAGCUCAGCUGGUCGCGCCAAGCCGCGAUGGUAGCCCUGCCCCCCAGACACUUGCCCCAGCUACGGCUCUCUCUACCAGUCGCCCCCCGUCCAGUGCUCGCAACACACCUGAUCAUAUCGUAUUCAAGGAGGCGGACAAGAAAAGCAAGACGCAAGUGGAACGAGAACUCGUUGCGCCGCACUUGAUUUACAUCUCACGCAUCCUCAGCAGCGCCCCUGCCGUCGUACCGCAAGCGGGACACCUUCUGUCAGCACGCGCAUCGCUGUCUGGCUGGGCGCGGCAUUACAGCAGGCAUACGCCUUUGACCGUCAGCGAUGUCAUUACAGCGGCAGCGGCUGCUGCGCAGAAAAGCCUUGCGGGUAACACUCCUCAACAUCUAUUCGAGAAGGCCUUGUCCAGCUAUGACUCGACUCCGGCGGCGUCGCAGAGCGCGGUGCAGCUCGCUCAACAAGGUACUGGCCUCGUGGCAGCCCUGAACCAGUUCACAUCCACUGAGCUUCUGGAGGAGGAGAAUGCUUUCAAGUGCAAGCGUUGCUGGCGCAUCGAGCAUGACAGGCGGACGGGCCGACUCGACACUGCACGGCCUCAUUUCCAGACGCGGUCCAGCACUUCGGGUCGGGAGGAUGAUCUUUCCGACGAUGAGUCUGACCCCAAAAAACCUGUCUCCGAUCUCGUUUUUGUUUCCGGCAGCGAGGUCAUGAAGGCAAGCUCGUCCGCCGGGUCAGUUGUGAACGAACUACAACCGUACAAGCCGCACCCGCCUUUAGAGCGCAUCGAAAGUCUAGCGGAACCCCCUACACUGCAACCCAAGUCUUUGCCGAUUUCUGCGCCACCUCUCUCUGAAGUUCCUCGUGAGGCUGGAGACAUUCUGGAAGCUGGUUCUGAGGCUAUUGCUUCGGUGUCAGCGACGGAGCCUGAGAGACCUGUUGAGAGCAAAGCUGAGCGCGAGCGUCGAAAGGAGAAGCAAACUGUCUUGCGGAGCGCUCUCAAGCGGUACCUGAUUGCCCAUGCGCCGCCAGUUCUCGUGAUUCAAUUCAAGCGCUUCCAGUCGCUGAACCCGCUCAAAGGGACCCAGAGUUUCAAGAAAAUAGACGAUAUGGUCACGUUUCCGGAAUUCCUAGACCUCGGUCCGUGGCUUGCGCCGCCAAAGGAAGAAUACGAUAGAUAUGGUUGUCUCAAGCCUAGUUCUGAUCCAAUCGCACUCGAAGCCGAGGCUUUGAGGCUUCAGCAGGACCUGGAAGCAGACAGAGGCAGAGCCGAGCGAAAGGCGAGCGGCUCAAAGAUGGAUCGGUGGAUGUGGCGAUCGAGAUCGCCGUCAAGUAGACCGCCAGGUUCGGAAUCAUCUGACGCCCCUGGUGGAGACAUUGCGGCUGACGCCGAAGAUAAUCAGCAUCCCAAGCUGCCGCCUGCAUCAUCUCAGUAUCGGCUCUACGCUGUAGUGGUUCACCAAGGGUCGAUGUCAAGCGGUCAUUACACCGCCUACGUCUUAUCCGACCGUGUACGGUUCAAGUCGCCGGCUGCGCGAGAUCAAAAUGGCGACGAGUUAGUCCAGCACUUGGUACCACAAGACAAGGAGCGGGAUCUCAGACGCGGCUGGGUCUUCUGCUCUGACGACACAAUUCGUGGAGCAAGCUGGGAGGAGGUGGCCAAGAGCAAGGCGUACAUGCUUUUUUAUGAGCGUAUGCUGUAAUUACUCUAUCUGUCAGCCACAUCAAUAUGGCUUUUCUGGCGACCCAAGCAAAUUGCAUACGAGGUUCGCCGUGCAAGCUACACUCCAUCAUCGUUAUCUUUAAAGUUGGCCAUCGGAUCGUCGAAGAUCUGCC